Molecule: messenger RNA, 375 nt
Organism: Plenodomus lingam JN3
Lineage: Eukaryota; Fungi; Ascomycota; Dothideomycetes; Pleosporales; Leptosphaeriaceae
Source: RefSeq, a predicted model, not a curated record
AUGGACUUUGUCAACAAGAUGACGGGCGGCAACACGGGCGGCAACAGCGCCAACGAGCAAGUUGCCCAGGGCCAGGGUCAGGGCCAGAACCAGCAAUCUUCUUCCUCCUCCUCAGGCGGUGGCUUCCUCAGUGGCAUCGGCGACAAGCUCAACUCUGCUGCAGGCGGCGGCCGCGAGAGCGAGAAGAAUGAGGAUUAUCUUGACAAGGGCGUCGACUACGUACAAGAAAAGUUCUUGGGCAAGGGUCCUCAGGAUAACGAGUCCGCCGUCGAGCAAGCGAAAGACGAACAAAUCAGUGAUAUGCUCCGGGGACAAUACAAGUCCGCCACGGGCUCAGAGAUCCCCAUCAAGGACAAGGAGACUCGUCUGGGAUAG